This is a messenger RNA of Amoebophrya sp. A120, 9008 nucleotides long. NCBI's taxonomy places the organism in Eukaryota, Dinophyceae, Syndiniales, Amoebophryaceae. The record is from the annotation of a GenBank genome assembly.
GCACGCAGCAGUCCGCUAAAGGGCACACUGCCAACAUCAUCAUCAGAAUACACAUAGAGGAAGCAGGUACACGCUUACGAACUUCUCUUGGCUCAUUGCGAUACCAGUGCAGUUUUUUUUUGGCUACGGGAAAACUUCCGAUACAUAAUUACUGGGCGCCGGGCUAGAUAUUUUGUAGGUACUAAAUCUAAACCUUCAAACAAACAAGAUGGCGGGCUUUUUCUACUCUCCCUUGAGCGCGAAGGUCUUUUCCCUUCUUGUCGCCGUCCAUGUAAGUAAUCCUGAGCAGACCAUGUUCUUCGCCCUCGCGCAGGACCCGGCACUGCAACUUUCCUUCGCGUGCCCCUAUACCAGCGUGAGUUGUUGCGGCACCCUGGCCGGCGCGGCGCAAAUUGCCGCGCAGCACGUGAACAACCGGAACGGGAGCUUGGUGUCCGAGUUGGCGUCGCUCCAAAAUGCGACCAUUUCCGUGUCGGCCCAGGAUCGGGACUACUACACGUCGGCCUACGAACUGGUGAAGGCGAGCCAGGAGGUGGUGACCACCGGCAGCUUGAAGAAAGCGGACGCCUACUUGGCGUUUUACUACUCCUCCGACGUGAUUUCCGCGCACGAGUACUUCGUGGAAAAGAACUUGGACACUCCCUUGAUCGGGUGGGGCGCAGCCAGUCCGGUGUUCAACGAGUACCCGACCUACUACCAAAACUUUUACAGUUUUGGAAGCGUCAGGACCGAAAUCGACAAAGUCGACAAAUUUGUGAUGCGUAAAAUGUAGGGCACUGGAGGCCUGUAUUGGGGAGCAGGCAAGCGAGACCGAUUGUGAGCCUGUUUAGGGGUAUGCAAUGUGCUGCCAGAGUAGCAUGACAGGAGCAGUCUUCUUUGCCCAAACAGCAUGACAGACUGGAUUUGAUUGCUCCCGAAAUUUGUCAUGCGCCACUUCCAAACUGAGGCUCCAACUGGAAUCCAUUUUAUGCAUGACAAAUCAUUUUGAUUUUGUCAAUUGCGAUUCUGACACUUCCAUAACAGUCUGUACCCGAACGACGCGAUGCUGGCGACGCAGAUGGCCCGGCUCUUCUUCCACCAGUUCGGGUUCAAGUUCGUGGCGGUCAUCAGCGAGCCGGACGCCUGGAGCGACGGCUUCGCGAAGGUGUUUGCGGCGGAGUUCGUAAAGCUUGUUAACGCCGGCGCCGCUUCGGCCGGCGGAGGUAGUAGCAGCAGUAGCAGUACAAUAUCGCCGUCAGUUCGGUACAAACUUUCUGCCGACUCGCCGAUUACGGCGACGGAGUGCCAGACUACUUUGCAGCAGAUCCGUAAGGCGACCGCGAGGGUCGUGCUGUACGUGUCAGGCUACGCGGCGCACCUGCAGACCAUGCUGUUGGAGGCGCGGCGGCUGACGAUGGCGGGGCCGCAGGCCAAGGAGUACGUGUGGGCGGCGCUGAACUUGGGGACGCCGGGCACCGUGUACAGGGGUGCGGAGUACCACAACAUGUUGACCCUCAGCCCGCGCAUGCAGGACGCCGCGGCCGAGAGUAAGAUGCAGCAGCUCCGGGCCGAAAUGUGGACGGCGGAGAUGGCGGCGGGGCCGCUGCCCACCGGCGCCAUCCACGGCUAUGCACUGCAAAUAUGUGGUCUGGGUGUGGAAAAGGACCAAGUUUGUCAUGCAUAUUUUCCAUGACCCAUGAAGUCUGUCUCUGUGAUGCAUGCCCGAGCAUCACACAUUCUGCGAGAGCUUUCUGAUGCUCAUACCGCAUGAGAAGUGCCCCCUUCGCGUGGCAAAAACUGGACCUCUUCUGCUGUUCAUGCAAUAGAGGUUUAUUUAUGUAGAGUCCAAAGUUAGCCUCUUUUUCGACGCGUUCGGACUGAGGAUUGUUCCGCAUCGCAGGUAUUAUAAUAUUUAGAUUUCGCGUACAGCCACCCUAUUUACCUGCUGAUGGGCCGCACCCGGAAGCAUCCAGUUUGUUUACAUCAGCGCUUAAGUGGGUGCUGUGGUGGUUUUCAGCGGGCCGCACCCAAGGACUCCAUCCACUCGCCCCGCGCAAGACAAUAGACGUUUUUGGCUGCAGACACGAUAACAGUCCACCUAAGUUAAGGGGCCGCACCCCGUUUUUUUAAGCUCGGCCCGUUCCUUGCACACAGUGUGCAGCACCAGGCGGGACCAUAGAUGAGCAGAUAUUUCUGGCGACAUUCUUGUGGACAUAUUGAAGCAUCAUGAUGACAAAUAGUUCUUAUUUUACAGCUACCGCUUCGUUUUGCAACUCCAGCAAUCGAGGUUGUGCUGACCUGUUUUGUACAAAGAUAUGAAAAAGUCUGACAUUCCAAAAAAAAGAAGUAGAUUCAUCCUCUCGUCGCCACCAACAUAAGUACCUUGAGGUGCCGCACACCUCUAUCUCUAGUCUCUUGUUGAAAACUUCUUGCUCGUUCGGUCGCGCAUGUGCGGUGCAGCCCGCUCAGAGUUUUUUGUUUUUCAUGCGACUCUGCAGCACUCACGCAUGAAUCUUUGCGUGUUCCAAGUCCUAGGACUUUCAUGGGCUCACGCACAUCCGAGAUCGGGGGGGUAGGAGGGGGUCUCCAAGCCAAAAAAAAACUAAGCAGCAUCACCUCAGGGUUCCAGGGUUCCAAAGUUAGCAUCACAAGUUCCAACCUUCCAGACCCAGACACUUUAUUUACAUUUGAUAACGGCUUGACCGCGACCACCGGAUCCGGACCGUCGAAACUGCCCGUGGUGGAUAUGGCCGCGUUCUCAAGCGUUACAUUCUCAACUGUGACAUGAUUUCCCAUGCAAAAUUACCUUCAGAAACAGAAUCGAAACCAUCAAGCUGCUUCGCAUGACAACUUCUCAGAGGCCUAAGCAGGCUGCUAAUCUGUGCCAAACCCAAAUCUGUCAUGCAAGACGCGCAAGGUCCCCUGUUUCACUUUUGCCAUCGUUGCACUACAAAUUGAUGUAACAUUUGAGAGUGCAACGUUUGAGAGCGCCAUAGUGGAACGCCAACAGCUGUUGGUUGGUUGCGAGGAGUUUCUUCUAUGCAUUGCAAAUAUUGUGUCAUCUGGGUAUAGAAAACGAAAAUUGCAAGCUUGUAAACAUGCAUGUUCUAUCUUGUGCAACAGCAUGGCGAAGGAACAUGGCUUCUUUGUCAUGCGGAGCCGCAACCUCUCAUGCGGAGUUCUAGGCAAGAACGCAUACCAGCGAUAAAAUUUAAAUUUGUAUUUGGCGUGCGUACCUGCUGUGUACCUUCGUCUGCUUGUUUUUACAGUGUGUCAAAUGAUACUAGCUCUAGCACGACAAGUUUAUUCCAGACCCCGACAUCAUAUUUGCCAUGCAUAUUAUCCUUACGUGUACGACGGCGUGGCGGCGGCGGCGCUGGGCUACGAAGCGCAGUUAUUGAACCACACGACGAGUACCUACGCGGUCGGGGUCGCGGCCGGGGUCAAUUUCCACGGGUUGUCGGGCCCGGUCGCGCAGCAGAGCCCGUCCGGCAUUCGCAACUGGGGCCUCCGCCCGGCGCGGCGGUACAACCUGCUGCAGAUUCAGAACGACGGGGUCUUAACCCAGCUGACCAACUUCACGUAUGACAAUGCACAACUCCCCCUCCCCCUCAUUUGUCAUGGAAAAUACCAAAUCCAGCCCUUUCCCUGAAGCACUGCUUGCGUGACAGAUUCCGCAAGCUGAAACAGCACUAGAAUCGGUCCCGAAUUUUUUGUCAUGCAAAAGCUGCAUUUAUGCCAGCACUUGUGUUGCUGUUUAUGAGCUUCAAAUGAGGGGGAGGGGGGGUUGUGCACUCUCAUAUCACGGACGCGGCGUCCAUGAGCGCCGACACGUGGAACACGAAAAUCCAGUGGGCGACGAGCUCGGGCACCACCCCGAAGGGGCACCAGCAGGGGUAUCCGAAGCAAAAACGUCCACACCCCAUAGUCAAGUUGGUAAAUCUACAAUACAAAUCUCCACGCUUUCGCAGUUGUGCAUGACAAGUUUCCAUCUACAGUGUAGUGGUGGCUAGCAAGGGAAGCUGCAUGAAGAUGCCAUUUUCUCAUCCUGUUUACAGUAUUACAAAUGGCAAAACACGAUUGGAAAUGCCUCUCAUGGAGUUGCGUAUUAAUACAAAUGUUCCUGUUAUUGCACAUUUGCAUGACAACUCUGGGCGGGUGGGGACGUUUUUACGCAGGAUAAGGGGGCCUGUUUCAUCAAGCAGAUCCAGUGCAACGAGGGGUACUGCGUGAACGAGGGCGCGGGCGUGGGGUUUAAAGGCGGAUGGUGCGAAUGCAACCCGGGGUACGCGGGACCCACCUGCGACGUGAAGUCCUCCGUGCCCCUGACCCGCGGCGCGGGGGGCGGCCCCGAGGGCCGCGUGGCCUACGCGGACGUGUUCUGGAAGAGGCUGGGGCCCUUCGACGAGGUUUCGUUCUCAGCGGAGCUGAUCGUCACGCAAAUCUACCUGGACGAGCGCAUAUGAACUGCAAAAGUAUCGUACUCGUUGUAUAAAUGCAUUACAAAUUUCCUCAGCAUAAGAAAUUAAAUUUGUCAUGCUGAUAUACCUUAAGAAAAAUAUUUGUAAUGCAAGACUUGCAGCUGCAUUUAUGCGUACUUUUGCACAGGAUAGCGCACCCGCAUCAACGACGGGCACUACCCGGGCACGGAGGUGGAAACGCUGCUGGGGAGCACCGCGGGCCCAAACCUCUUCCUGCCCUUGGUGAAAACCGCCGUGACCACCUGCAAGGGCGGCGUGGCGAAGCAAUUCACGACGGGCACCCGGGCCGAGGUGAAGUACCCGCUGAUAUACGCCCGGACUGUGUAUCUGUUAUGCAAUGCAAAAGUUUCGUACUAGUAUGAAUUGCAUGACAAAUUUUUCGUAGAACAAAAAUUAAAUUUGUCAUGCAGAUUCAGGUCAGAAAGCAGAUCUGUCAUCUUGCUAGACUCGCAUUUGUACGAGUACGAUACUUUUGCAAUGCAUAUCUGUUCGAGCGGUGCCAAACCGACCCCAGCUGGGACUACUACCCCUUCGACAAGCAGAAGCUGUUCGUGGACAUCACACCGGUCUACGACGCGAAACUGAGCUGGCUCUUCGACUUCGAGGAGUUCUGGACCCAGAUCUCUACCAAUCAGCACGUGCUGAAAAUCGAAACCUCCUCCGGAUCCACGACCGCCUUACUCGUGACCAACUCCACUACGGCCACCACCAGCACCACCGUGGCCGGCACGACUUCGAAGGCAGCAGCAGCAGGCGGCGAUGACGUGAACAAGUUUCUGGACCACAAUAUCAAAAGGAAAAAUCCCCCCUCCCCAUAUCGAAAUGGAAAUAUGUGAUGCAAGAUUUGCGUACACAAAUCGGAUUUGUCUUGCAGUAAGGCAUCGCAGACAGAUCCUCGGCCUAGGUAGGGGCGUAUGGGUCUAGUUGCUUACUUAGCAAUGCAAACGGGUGUCCCCUAGGCGCAACAGCAUGCCAAAUCGCUUCCAUAAUGGUGCGGAAGCCUCUGCGCUUGUCUUCUUGCAAGACAGACGUGAUUUGUGACCUCAAAUCAGCAACACAGAUUUUCGGAAACAUACCUUUUCGAUAUGGGGAGGGGGGAUUUUUCCUCAGAAUACACAAGCAGGUCAUGUUGAACGCGCUCGCCCGGGACAGGCCGGGCGUUUUCGAGUAUAUGACAGUGCACAACUCCCCCUCCCCCUCAUUUGUAUGGCAUGAACAGCAAUACAAACAUUAGCGCACAUGGAGCCUAUGCAUGACAAAUCUAUCAACUUAAUGUAGUACCGUUUAAGCUUCCAGAAUUUGUCAUGCAAACAGUGCUACAAGGCAGCAGCUGGAUUUGGGAUUUUGCAUGACAAAUGAGGAGGAGGGGGAGUUACUUAUGCACUUUCAUAGAGUACCCCGGGGUGCCAGAAACCGUGGACGGCACCAUAUCAAAUGUAAAAAUGUCUGGGUCUGGAAGAAUGCAACUUGUGAUGCUGCGUUUGGAUUCCAAAAAAAUCUGUAUUGCAUGAGUACCAAAGGGAAUGCAAUUUUUGCUACGCUGAGAAGGCAUUUGUCAUGCGGAAUAGGCAUCAAGAAGCGUUCAAAAAAUCUGUAUUGCGAGGGUAUGGAUCACAGACAUCAUGGCUCAUGCAAAACGUGCAUGACAAGUGUCAGAAUCUUCCAGACCCAGACACUUUUACAGUUGAUACACCACGGUCGCGGACGACUGGAACCCCUCGUGGCCCUGCCAGGGCGCGACCCUGCAGUACGACGUGACAACGUCGCGCGCGGCGCUGACGCUGGAAGUGGAGCGCGACGCCAACCUGUGGCGCGUGCGGAUCGCCAUCCCGGCGAUCUUGCUCGGCACCUUCGCCUUCUCCACCUUUAUCGUGCCGCCGGACAAGCUGGUGCCGAGGUUCAUGAUAUCAAGUGCAAAUGUGUCAUGGUCUGGAAGGUUGGAACUUGUGAUGCUAACUUCGGACUCGAAAAAAAUCUGUAUUGCAUGAUCAGCAACAGGAGUCUAGAUUGUGCAACGCGGGGAGGGCAUUCGUCAUGCGGCAGAGGCAUCAGGAAGCCCUCUAAAAAUCUGUGAUGCUAGGUCCUGCAUUACAAACGAAACAUCCUGGGUCAUGCAAAAUACGCAUGACAAACCCGGCAACAUUCCAGACCCAGAAACUUUUGCAUUUGAUACAUGAGCGGGUACCUGGCCUUCCUCGCGCUGCAGAGCUUCCGCACGUCCGCCACCAACCAGGCGCCGGACAGUCUGAUCAGUCUGGGCUACCUGGACGUGCUGCUGCUGUACCUGACGCUCUCCAUGUCGGGGUGUGUCAUUGCGGUCAUGGCGGGCGAAAUCGUCUUCCAAAAACUCGGGCCCACCGUGGUCCGGGAAUGCGACGCACUGUCGAAGAGGUAUCUAUAAUACUUAACAGAGUUAUAUUUUCUUGGAUUCAUGUUCAUCGAUGAUGUAAAAUGUUUUUCUUCACAUCAAAAACGCCGAAUCAAUCCUGCUGUGCCGGUAUCAAAAAUACAGAACCGUGCCGACGUGUUACUUUCUCACGCUGCUGAUCGCGAUGGUGGGCGCGGGAGAGGACAACCCGUUAGACAUGACGGUCGAUUCCUUUUUCGCCAUCGCCAUGACCUCCGCCAUCCUGCCCGGCCUGUUCUACGUGACCUGGCUCACCAUCCUGGUCCGGAACUGCGACCACUUUUACCUCUACAACUGCAUCAAGGUGGCCCAGGACGACCCCGCGGCCCCCUGUGUGUUGAAGGAUCUGGAGUUGCAGGCCAUGUUCCGCUGGAUCAGUAUCGAGUACCAGAAGCAGCACCCCCACCAGGCCGUCCUGGCUGCCGAUCAAGUAUCACAUGCAAAAAUGUCUGGGUCUGGAAGAAUGCAGCUUGUGAUGCUGCAUUUGAAUGUCUAAAAGAUUUGUGUUGCAUGAGCAGCGAAAGGAAUCCAAUUUUUGCUACGCGGAGAGGGCAUUUGUGAUGCGGAAUAGGCCUCAAAAGACCUGGGAUGCUAGGGCAUGCAUCACAGACAUCAUGGCUAAUGCAAAACGUGCAUGACAAGUCUCAGAAUCUUCCAGACCCAGACACUUUUGCAUUUGAUAUCAAGAGGAAAGUGACGACCACGAGAUUCCGGUGGACGUCGUGGCGAAGUACCUGCUUGACGCGAUCAAGGGGGAUCUGGACCUAGAGCGGUGCAUUUUCUUCACCAAAAUUCUGUACGACGAGUGCGACAGCAGCGGGGACGGGAAAAUCGACGUGACGGAAUGGAAGCAGCACUUUCCCAAGGUGAUCCAGGCGGUCGCCCGGGGCAAGUCCGCCUUACUCGUGCGUUCCCGGCUCUACUUGUUCCAUUUCUACGUGCAGCGGAUGUUUAACUCGAAGUUUCAGCCGAAGCAGCUCGUGUUGCCCCACCCCACGCUGCAUGCUGACAACAGCAAUAAUUUGAUCAAUAAUUUAUUGAACCUAGGUGGUGGGCAGGCCGCGCAGAGCAGUUCCUCCCCCGUGUCGGCCUCCUCGCAAAACAAACCCUUUCCCCCAGCAGCCGCGGACGUGGACCACGCAGACUUCAGCAAGGAAACCACGGAGCAAAUGGAGCCCGUCGGCCACCGGAAGUCUGCGAGCCUCUUUGCGCAGAAGUACAAAGACCACGAAGACCCCCUGGCACUGGCCCGCGACCAGCUGCGCCGCCGGAACAGCGCACGCUUGUCUGCUACUUCAUCCGGAGGUGACAAGGGCAAGCGCGCCGGGGAAGGCAGUGCGAUGGUGGUGAAUGUUGCGGACGUGCAGUAUGAGGAGAAGUUUGUUUCUGAUGAUGAGGACGCGUAGGAGUUGUUGCCCGAUUCUUCUUAUCGACAGGAAACGAAUCCGCCCUCCUGCGGAUGAAACUUUAAUAAGAACCAGAACCCAAGAACAGCAGAAGGAAUGUAUUUCAAUGCUGUAUGACCUUGCCUCCCCCUCCCCCAUAAUUUUGAUUUUCACGCUUAUGGUUUUCAAUUUAUCAUAUGGACAACAAAAAUUGCUCUCAUAUCUAUCAUACAUAAGUUUUGUCUCUGACGUGGAGGACCUUGUACGCUUUCUAUCAAAAUGUUACCAGCAUGUUUUUUACGGUGAAAAAUCAACUCAAGUUUUUUUACCGAGUCAAAUCGAAAUCGUCAGCGUCACAUACAAACCAAAACUUUCCUUGCUUCAUCACACAGUUUUUGCAGCCUAUGCCUACCCUUUGAAGAUUUGAUAAGCACCUCCCUUGAUCUAGACCUAGUAGCACUUCUUAUGUCGUCUUUUUUCUGUAGCAGUAAACUAAUAACUUGACCUGUAUGAUACUUUUGUUUUGUUUAUGCAGCUUCGCCUUCGGGAAUUGCGUUUUGUUCUCUUUUUCUACGGUCGCAUUGUGAUUCGCUCGUAGUUCCAUAGCAUGUACUCGCAGCAGGAGCAAAUUUUGGUUGCCCGUCCGAGGCCGAGGACCGGAAUUCAUCAUCCCUCGCGUUGCACAGAUGAUUUGAUCGCUCAUGAUAUAAUUGUUACCAAGGAAACAACACACAACCGAUGCGAAGAGAAGAUGGC